Messenger RNA from Penicillium alfredii, 2127 nucleotides. RefSeq lists its product as uncharacterized. Lineage: Eukaryota; Fungi; Ascomycota; Eurotiomycetes; Eurotiales; Aspergillaceae. Bases 1 to 2127 code for a protein of 708 amino acids. The transcript is spliced from 2 exons. The record is from RefSeq and is a predicted model, not a curated record.
AUGGCUGACGACGAGGAGCGCGUCAAGGCUGAGAAGCUGGCCGCCGCGAAGAAAAGAGUGACUCCAGAAACAAAAGAAAAAGCCAACAAGAAGACCCCCGCUGCUGUCUCUGAUACACCAAAAGAUGACGCCGAGGCGUCCAAGGAACCUGAGCCGGCCGACGAGGCUGCUGCGCCUGCAGCCGAUGUGCCAUCCCAGGCAGAAGGCCCCGCGGAGGAGGAGAAGAAGCCACAGGAGGAGCCCGCCGCAGACACCGCAGACACCGCAGACACCGUAAACACAGAAGCAAUCGCAGAGGAACCGGAGGAACAAGAACAACCCCCCAAGCCCGAUGAAUCAACCGACUCCCUCAGUGAACCAAUGCCUCCCGCGCCCAUUUCCCCGGACCCGGAGGUAGAACCGCAACCCGCACGGCUUGAUGCGCCGCGCUCCGGCCAUGGGCGGCAGCCGUCGCUGUCGAUCCAGUCGAAGAUUCGAUCGUCGUCGUUCCGCAGGGCCUCCGUGUCGCAGGGCAGUGUAUCUCCGUCGCCGUCGUCGACGCUCAAAUCGCCCGGACAGGCCCUCCCGCCUUUGACUGGCGACGGGGACUCGGUACAUGAGGUAUUCCGCAAGCAAUCGACGCGCAUUGAGGACCUCGAGAAGGAGAACAAGCGGCUGGAGAAGGAGCUGUCGGAGGCUAGUACCCGCUGGCGCAAGACGGAGGACCAGCUGGAGGAUCUGCGCGAGGCUAGUGUGGAUGGUGCUGAGUUGCGGGAGAGGUUGAAGACGGCUGAGGAAAAGGCUGCAAGCAUUGAUACAUUGGUAUGGCCUUUUUAUGAUGAUAUGUGUCUACUCGGGUAUAUUCAGAGUGAAGCGCUGACAUCUAUCUUGUUUAACGAACAGAAAGAGGAGAUUGCUUCUCUACAGCGCCAGAACUCACAGCUCCAGACACGAUCACAUCGGAAUAAUGCCAGCGUCUCUGGAGCCGGGACGCCAGAAUCGCCGCCAGCUGACCUGGUCCGCCAGCUGGAAUCCAAGUCGGCCACAAUCGAGGCCAUGGAACUGGAAAUCUCCAACCUGCGGGCCCAGGUCACCUCGCAGUCCUCCUCCAACAACGCCCACGAGACCCAGCUCGCCGCACUGGAGGACAAAGUCUCGCAGGGCCAGACCGCGUUGGAGCGAUCCCAGCGCGAACUUGCAGACACAAAGCAAGCACUCACGCGGGCGUCCGAAAAGGCAGUCAAGGAGGGCGUCGACAAGACGUCAACAGAAACGCUAAUCAAGACGCUCGAGCGGGAGAUCGAAGAGCUGAAAACCUCCAAAACAGACGCAGACAAGAAAAUCGACACGUUAGACAAGAAGCUGCAAGCCCUGGGCAACCUCCACAAAGAAUCCGAGACCCGGCACCAGGCCCGGCUGCGCGAGAGCGAAACCUCCGAGAAGGAAACGGCCGUGCUACGGAAGAAGCUUGCUAGCAUUGAGAACGAGAACCUGCGGCUACGCGAGGAGCGCGAUCGCAUCCGCAAGCGGGAUGCAGGCGGUGCCGACGACGAUGCCCUCGACGAGCUCGAGGACGAAGAGCGCCAGCGCCUUGAGCGCCGGAUCCGCGAGUUGGAGGGCGAGGUGUUCGAUCUGCGCCGCGGCGUGUGGGAAGAGAAACGCCACGAACUGACCGGUGGUGUCUAUCCAGAGGACGGUCCCGAGUCUGCUGGUGCCGAUGCCGCCGCCGCCAAUGCGUUUGAUGAUGUCGAUCUGGUCGGCGGCCGGCCCGACCACGCCCGCCGCCGCAGCAUGGCUCUUCAGCAGCACCAGCAACAACACUCGUCCUUCUCGACGGUCUUGUCUAGCGGCUUUGCGGCCUUCACGGGAACCGGAAACCGCUCUCGUGCAUCCUCGUCCAACCCGCCCCAUCCGCCUGCUGCCCGCGGCAGUCUGGAGCUCCUCUCUGAAGAGAAUCUCGAGGAUGAGUUCGACGAAGCUGAGUUCGCUCGUGCACAGGCUGAGGAGGAGGCGCGCAAGCGCGUCGAGUGGGUCCGCGAGAUCAAGCGCAAGCUGCGUGACUGGAAUGGCUGGCGUCUGGAUCUGGUGGAUAGUCGUGCUGGAGCUGAAGGUGCCGGCGUGGGCAUGGGGGAGAUUUUUGAGGUUUGA